CGUGGGGCGUUUCUAGGGGCAUGGGCUGAUUAACGGCUCCUGGGAAUAAUCACAGCCUUGAUCAUUAAUCUAUCUGGACUAUUAUUACGCAAACCCGACGCAUUUUUCCGCUCCGGAUUCGAAAACUAUUUCUGCGGACAUUUCAUGAAACUGUGUGUGACCGUAGACCUACCGAAUUAAAUGAAUUCGCUUCCUGAGACGUAAUAGUUAUGUUGAUUAACGAAAUGGAAGGCAAAGAAAGGCGCUCCAAGAAUAGGCAGUCUGACGAAGGGGAGACAGUCGUCAUGCUGAGUCUGAAAAAAGUUAGAAUGGGAGAACACAGCGGGGCUCGCAUAGCGCUGGUGUUGGUGAAUUUCCUGAUUUUCGCCGGGACGGUGGCCCUCAACCAGCUCUCUGCUUUUCCACAGUACGCAGGAGACAUAUUUGCAAAAAUCAACAACAUAGUGACGGAUUAUGGCCUAGGUGUUCCCCCACAAGGCAUUUUUAACUCGACUGUUGGAAACCUGUCCGCCAUCUACGACACUGAUGUGACCCCGGCUGGAUUCACCUUCAUGAUAUGGACUGUCAUCUACAUAUGGCUCCUGUUGGCUCACCUAUACACUCUCAUCUUGCUGUGUCGUCGUAAUGCCGUGGGUCCUGUGUACGUCAGUCCACCCGUGGUGACUCCAGCCUUCCUGAUCGUGUACUCGAUCAACCUUUUGGCCAACGUUGUGUGGCUCUUCUUGUGGGACAGGGAACUGAUCAUCUACUCUUCAGCCAUCUUGUGGGUCGUCUGCCUCUCGAACUGGAUUGCUCUGGGGAUCAUCCAUGGAACAGUAUACAUCCACGGCCCAUGGAUGAGCCGACAUGCCAGGGUAGACCUCUGGAUGUUCAGAAUUCUCUGGCACAAUGGCCUAGCCAUCUAUACCACUUGGUCCACCAUUGCUGCAUUGCUCAACCUUGGAAUUGCUCUUCAGUAUGAAGCUCACUUGGAAAAGCAGUUGAUUGUUUAUAUUGUCCUUGGAACAAUAUCUGGAAUUAUGCUGUUGUGGUUCAUCUUGGAGAAUACUGUCUUGGAUCGAUUUGUUCGUUAUACAGUCACUCAGUAUGCAGUCAUUGUCUUGACCCUCUCUGGCAUCUACAUCAAGAAGUACGCCGACUCGACCAUGGAAACGGGCUACUUCAUCGUCGUGCUGCUGGGGGUCUCCGUGUUCUGCCUCGUGGCUCGCUUGGGCCUGGUCAUCGUGCGGGCCACCAAGCACCCGCUGUUCGUCAACAACAAGAUCGGCGACGACCCAGUGCUCAGCUACGCCGCAUGAUACUGGGGUUACGUCGAAACGUCAGCCACGCAGGUUGUUGCCACCUACUCCAGUCUCUGAAUGAGGCCUCUUUGAAGACUGGAAGUCACCACAACAAGAUGUUAUGUACAUACAUAUAUAUUACAGGGCGUCAUUGAUGUUCAGAGAAGCUUGUUAGAUAGCUACUUUUGGCAGUUGUGUUUUUGUGUUUAUAUUUUAUGACGGUGGUCAUUGCUCUUUUUAGGGGUAAAUAUUGCUGAGAAAAUUCAUUUCUUGAAGGAGAACUAUACCCUCUUUUGUUCCAAAAUACUCUCGUAGCAUAGAAACGCCUAUUUUUUGGAAUGAUCUUGUAAAAAGGAAUUACUUUAUGACUUAGCUUCUUCCGCGCUCUGAAUGAUAAAAAAAUAAACUGUGCUGAGGUAAGCCAUGAUAAACAUCGCACAUUUUUGUACUAGGAAUUUUUCUAAGUCUGUAUAUACAUAACUAGUUUUAGUUGUAACAUUAAGGACCCAUUUUUUACCCACUCAGACAUCAAUGCAGUAUGUACAGUUUCCCUCCCAAAGAGGAAAUGAAUUUGUAACUUUUUUUCAAAAAGUUCACUUGCACAAGAACGCACAGAUUCUCAAGCUGCGUCUAGGCAGUCCACACGAUUCUCCAAAUUCAGUGAUGUGGCACAAGACAGUCUGUGCAGUUAACUGACUGUAUCUCUUAUCAAACACUCCUUUUUAUUUUUUUUUCUAUUUUUUUUAGAUGUGACUCUGCACCUCUGGUGUGUACACACUGCUGUUACAGAGGCAAUAAAGGAAUGAGUUUAUAUAUAUAUGAAUAUUCAAUGCCAGUUGCUAGAUGUUAUUUUCUCGUGACAUUGUGUUUAUGUUUACAAUGGAAACGUUUUCGUGAAUGACUAAUAAAUAUUUUCAAGUGAU
Macrobrachium nipponense is the source of this 2203-nucleotide messenger RNA. RefSeq lists its product as uncharacterized. The transcript has 8 exons. The record is from RefSeq and is a predicted model, not a curated record. The coding region runs from base 210 to 1298 and encodes 362 amino acids. NCBI's taxonomy places the organism in Eukaryota, Metazoa, Arthropoda, Malacostraca, Decapoda, Palaemonidae.